This is a messenger RNA of Pediculus humanus corporis (human body louse), 792 nucleotides long. Its product is annotated as protein FAM82B, putative. NCBI's taxonomy places the organism in Eukaryota, Metazoa, Arthropoda, Insecta, Psocodea, Pediculidae. The transcript has 5 exons. Bases 1 to 792 code for a protein of 263 amino acids. The record is from RefSeq and is a predicted model, not a curated record. Gene Ontology annotation, molecular function: microtubule binding. Gene Ontology annotation, cellular component: cytoplasm; mitotic spindle pole; spindle microtubule.
AUGAGUUUUUUACCUUUAAACAAAGCUGAUUCAAAGGAAGCUUUAAAUUUAUCUGAUAAAGGAAAAAUUCCCCAAGUUGAGAAAAAUGUUAAUGCAGCCAUUUUGCAAUCAGAUGAAUUAUUUCAAAUUGGUAAAUUUAAAGAAAGCUAUGACGUUUUAUUAGAAUAUCAGGACACAGAAAAUGUAGAGGUUUUAUGGAGGUUGAGUAGGGGAUUAUAUAACAUAACUAAACAGAAGACCACUGACAAGUCUACUAAGGCAACCUUGAUCAAAGAGGCAUUCGAACAUAUCGAUAAAGCUUUAAGAUUAGAUGACAAACACAAUGCAGUUCAUAAAUGGAUGGCUAUUUUGGUUGAUGCCAAAAGUUCUUUAGAAGGAAUAAAAUCAAGAAUAAAUACAUUGCCUACUUUCAAAAAGCAUUUAAUGACUGCAAUAGAAUUAAAUCCGAAAGAUGCUACUUCAAUGUACAUGUUAGGUUUAUACAUGUAUAACAUUGCCGAUAUGUCUUGGUUACAAGUAAAAAUAGCAAAAGCAUUAUUUGGUACUCCACCUGAAGCCUCAUUCGAAGAAGCAUUCCAAUAUUUUAGUAAAGCAGAAGAAGUAGAACCAAAUUUUUACAGCGCUAAUUUGUUAAUGCUAGGAAAAACUUGUUUGAAACUUAAAAGAUUAGAAACUGCUCAAUAUUGGUUGAAAUGUGCUACUUCAUAUCCUGUGAGAACAGAUGAAGAUGAAGCAGUAAGAUUAGAAGCAGAAGAUCUUUUAAAAAAAAAUCCUAUUGUUAUGAGUAAAUAA